AUGUCCGCCCUAAUACACAGCGGCACCAGUCGCACCCACAGCGACGAUGCGACGACCCCCUCCGCGAAACCCAACCACAACCAGCACGCCGCCGUAGCAGCAGCGGGGCUCGAGACAGCGGCCACGCUGGCCGAAGUGCGCGCCGCCCUCGAUGCGCUGCACACCCGCGAGGCGGGCAUCACCCGGCGCCUCGACGCUCUCAUGGCCUCGCAGUCGGAGCUCUCGCGGGACCUGGGCCGGCUGGACAUGCUGCGCGCGGGGCUGGGCUCCCAAGUCAUAGCCACGCGCGCCAUCGGCAACGAGAUGCUGGCCACGGCUGCCGAGACGGCGGGCGACCUGAGCGGCAAGGUUCGGAAGCUGGACCUCGAAAAAAAUCGAGUCGAAGAUACGCUGCGCGUGGUGGAGCAGGUGGCGGAGCUCAAGGCCUGCGUCCACGGCGUCGUGGGCUCAAUGGGCGCUCCGCAGGACUGGGAAGCCGCGGCUGGGUACUUGGCCAGGGUGAGCCAUGUGCCGGAAGACAUCAUCAAGGGUCCGUUUGCCGCCGGUAUUGUGCCCAGCGUCGAGGUCCCCGAUGCGCCGUGGACGACGCUCGAAAACGCCAAGGAGAGCCUCUGCGUCCUGUUUCUCCGCGAGUUUGAAAAGGCAGCCGCGGAUGGCGACGGGGCCAAAGUCACUCGAUUUUUCAAAGUAUUCCCUCUAAUUGAUCGAACAGAAGUCGGCCUCGACGUUUACGGACGAUAUGUCUGCCAGGGUGUCGCCGGGACCGCCAGAACAACGCUCAAGGAUGGCAUCGGCGGCCAGACGCGCAAGGACGGCUUCUUCUACGCCAACGCCAUCACAAAGCUGUUUGAGCACAUUGCGCAGAUUGUCGAAGGCCACGGCGGCUUGGUCGAGAGACACUACGGCGCAGGCAAAAUGGUUCGCGUGAUUGAGAGGCUCCAGAUGGAAGCAGACGUCCAGGGUGGCAUUAUCCUUGACACGUGGACCGACGAGCGUACUUUGGACAGGAAGCUCACCGAUGUGAAGAGCUACCCGUUCUCGUUCCUGGUGCAGAGCUUUCUGCCGCCGCAAUCACGAAGCAACACACCGCGCAUCAAUUCGCCGGCAGUCGGUGCAGGAACCAACGGCCGCACGAGCGAAGACGAGGGUGUGAAUAUGAAAGAAGUGGACGCUUUAUUGAGCGAGAUCGCGGUCAUGCUCGGUCGCUGGUCCCUAUAUACGAGAUUUAUUUCCGGCAAAUGCGUGCUCGUGACACCAUACAACAUCAUGACGGGCUUCUUGUUUCGCCGAUCGGUGGAAAAGUCGUUCCAGCUGGACGAAUACCCUCCUGGACUGUCGUUGAGAAUGAACAAGAGUAUUGACGGCGAAGCGCCAUAUAUCAUCAUGGCCGUGGAUGAUGUCAUGUACAUCAUGAACUCGACGAUACAAAAGUCCAUUUCAACGUCCCAGAGGGACGUAGUGUCAAGCGUUAUCCCCUCGAUUGAGCGAAUCCUGUCGGCUGAUUUUAUUGGAAUGAUACAACGCAAGAUGCGUGAUGAAACAUAUCCCAAGCCCGUCAUGCAAGGUGGAUUCCCACCAGAAGACAAAAUUGUUCAAUUCAUUGUUCUCAUCAACAGUUUGGAUACGGCGAAUCAAUAUCUCAACAGGAUCAUUGACGGUCGCAUAUCACAUUCCGAAGAACAGUCUGAUGUUGCCAUUCCUGGCGAGGGAUUGAAAGAGUCUUUUCCCUUUGAAAAAGACGCCGUCAUGGUCGCCAACCAGCUGCACAGGCUACAGAAGACGUUUUUGGCAAAGUCUACCGAAUUGCUCAGUGAAGGAAUCAAUGUCCUGUUUGAGCGCGUCGUCAAGUUGCGCCUGCGGCCGGUUCUCGGCGAUACGUUCCGCGACGCCGAUUACACCAUGACGGAGCAAGAGCUGGCCGAGUAUGCCGAGCAAAAUGAGGAGGACCCGGAGCAGGUCAUGGAGAUGGUGACACGCCGGUUCGAGCGCGGCUGGGACAUGCUGAUGAAGCCCAUCGGCCGCAUCAUGACGCCGGCCACCUUUAGCGUCUUGUCGGACACGACGGCCAGGUACUUGUCUCGGGUCCUGGAAAAGCGUAUCCUGAGCUACUCGGGCAAGACGAGCGAGUAUGGUGCGAUCCGCAUCGAGCGCGACUUCUCCGCCAUUGUGAGCAUUGUGGCCAAGGGACACUACGGUAUCCGGGAGGUGUUUGGCAAGGUGACGCAGCUGAUGAUGGUGGCCAACAUGGAAGAGGAGGAAUGGGAGGAGCUGGUGGCGCUCGACGGCGAUGAUGGCAUCGAGUGGACGCUGACGGAGGAUGAGAGGAAAAAGGCGCGGGCCCUGACAAAAGGAGCGUAA
Molecule: messenger RNA, 2358 nt
Organism: Cordyceps militaris CM01
Lineage: Eukaryota; Fungi; Ascomycota; Sordariomycetes; Hypocreales; Cordycipitaceae
Product: golgi transport complex subunit Cog4
Exons: 3
Coding region: 1-2358 (785 amino acids)
Source: RefSeq, a predicted model, not a curated record